Corticium candelabrum is the source of this 1447-nucleotide messenger RNA. RefSeq names its product countin-1-like. The transcript has a single exon. The record is from RefSeq and is a predicted model, not a curated record. Bases 525 to 1265 code for a protein of 246 amino acids. NCBI's taxonomy places the organism in Eukaryota, Metazoa, Porifera, Homoscleromorpha, Homosclerophorida, Plakinidae.
UGCCAAAUGGUAUGGUACCACUGUCUUAGUCUCUAGACGUGAGGUUCAUUUUAAUUAAUUGACAUAGUUACAUACAUUCUGACCUCUAGACUGAACUCUGGCAUCAAAUAGAGCACGUGUCUACACACUCGUACUGUACCGACAUAACAGUCUACCACAAAGUUACAAUUAGACCGAGUCUAUUAACGCGAAUUUUUAAACUAGAGUAGAUCUACCCAUGAAAGUCACAAUAUUUGUUUCGAAAAAUUGUUUAACAGUCUAGAUUAUCUAAGUAGAUGGUCCAUUCAGCCUGUAUGUAAUACAAAAUAUGAAUAGAGAGGAUGCAUGCAAGGUACAUGUAUCGACUAAUUAAUUAACGGCUGUUGGGGUGCGAUCGAGUGUUAGUUGGCUAUUGAAUCACGAGACGGAUCCGACCGGUACCGCACACGCAAACAAUGAAUUGACACGUUAUACUGUCGGUCACGCGGUCGGUCAUACGUCCACACGUUGAUCACACGCACCAGAUCUCUCCACCGGCCUUCACGAUGAAGACACUCAUUGCAGUCCUCGUGCUCUUUUGCUUCUUUGCCGCAUCAGAUAGUACCAAACGCGACCCUCGACUGCAUCUCGUCUCUCCACCGGUCGCCCCCAAACAUGCUGACUUCGAUCUGUGCAGUAUCUGCUUUCAACUGAGCGGAGAGGGACUCACUGAGAUACUCAACAUCAUUCUCAAUGUUGGUCUGUUAGGGGGAUGUAAUGAACUGUGCAGUCUGAUCAAGAGUCCAGAAUUACUCCAAACUGCCUGCAACAUUGUCUGUGACGUAGUUGGUAUCAAGAUAUUUGUAGAUGUUAUCCAGCGUGUUGAUCUAGAUACCAUCUACUUCUGUGAGCUGCUGAAACUUUGUAAAGUAAACGAUCACGGUGAUGCAGAAAUCAGGUCACUCACUAUCACACCGAACGACGGGCCAGCAGGAACUGUGUUUCAAAUCAAGUUGGACUUCACAACAAGGAACGGAACGGGAACUGGAGAGUUGAUAGUUGAUGUUGAUACAAUCGAUGGACUUCCAGUCACAGGUGGAGAACUGUUGGAAUCGUUGGCUCCUGGUGCCUACAGUGUGUCAAUGAAUCUAAACACGGGAGCAGCUUGUCAGCAGGAGCCCUGUGAGUCGUGGCAGCCUGGCACAUACAAUGUGACUACAACCAUGUGCAAUGGUGAAUGUGGCAGCAGUCAUCCACACAGUCAGAUUUAUGCCAAUGCGACAAGAUCGUUCCAGAUCACUCAAUGAGAAAAGGAGACUGUUGUACUGUACUGUCGUAAUUGGCAAUGUCUGCAUGUGAUCAAUAGCUGCUGAUUUCGCUCCUUGUGUAAUUGUUGAUCGUUUCCUAUCUCUCUAACUAAGCUGCUUGUAGGUCAUUCUGUGCUACAGCUAUAUCAAUUAGAGAGUUAACAAUUGACACUUGUGUUGUU